This is a messenger RNA of Funneliformis geosporum, 1481 nucleotides long. Lineage: Eukaryota; Fungi; Glomeromycota; Glomeromycetes; Glomerales; Glomeraceae. The record is from the annotation of a GenBank genome assembly.
GUAUUGAUAGCAGUAAAAAUGCUUUAAAAGUGGCAAAGAUUAACGCUGCUGCUUAUCAAAUCAAAAAUAUUAAAUUUUUUUCAAGUAAUUUAUUUGCCAACAUUCCAAAGGAGGAAAAAUUUAAUAUUAUUGUUUCUAAUCCUCCUUAUAUAAGUGCCACGGAAUAUAAAGACCUUGCAGUUUCAGUUAAAAAGCAGCCGCGAAAAGCUUUGGUAGCAAAGAAUAAUGGCUAUUACUUUUACCAAGAAAUUUUCCGACAAGUUGGUUUUUUCUCGACCAAGAAAUUUUUAUUAGUAGUUGAAAUUGGCCAUCAACAAGUUGAAACAAUUAUAAAAUUAGUAAUAAAUUAUUUUCCCCGAGGUAAAGUGUCUGUUUUUCCUGAUUAUUCUGGUAAUAUUCGAGUAAUUGCGCUCAAUGGUAGAGCUGUAGCCUUCCAAGCUACUGAUGGGGACCGAAAAGAUCUUAAUAUUAAAUUUGCUAAAGAUGAAACAAUUGAUGGCUAUGAAUUUAAAAAGGAAAAGGAGUACAAAAUUACAAUAGAAAAUAAGGAAGAGGAUGUUGAUUUAGAACAUGAUGCAGCUUUACCAGAAGGUACAUUUAAAGGAAAAAUAAAAGCACCCAAAAAAAGUGAUAGUGAUACAGAUACAGAAAAAGAUGUUGAAUUAGUUGAGAAAGAACUUGAUGUAAACACCGGAGAAUUGCAAAAAAACUUAGAAGUUUUACUGAAAGAGAGAAAAGAUUUAUUAGUUUUAGAAGUUGAUGCAGAAAAAUUUAGGGAAUUGGCACAAAAACCGGAAUUUGCGUGUGGAGGUGUAGUUCAAUUGGUAGAACAUCGGCCUUCAGAUCCGAUUGUUGUGGGUUCAAGUCCUGCCACCUCUGCCAAAAAAGCCCAGAUUCAGCGGAAUUGUGGUAAAACGCCUCCCUGUCACGGAAAUGAGAAAAUUAAUCCAGUUCCAGAAGUAAGGAUAACAAUUAAAGAUUCAAAAAAUAUCCCUAUAAAAAAUUUUUCGGAAUUGACUAGGGAGCGUGCGAAGAAUAAAGUUGAGGUUUUUAUAGAUUUUUUUGUUGAAAAAACAAACACAAGAAUUGAGGAUGACGAGUUAAUAGCUCAAUAUAAUUUAAAGGCACGUGGUUCAGAGGCUGCAUACCUACAUAAUAAAAAAGAAGCUCUCACUAAACACCUUUGUGAAAAAUUACUCGCUAAUUCUGCAAAAUCACACGUUGUUCACAAGGAAGAAAUCAACAAUGAAAGUGGUAAUGAUGAAUUAGAGUGUAAUAUAGUAAAAUUCCCAAUUGAUAAUAGUGAUGGCACCCAAAAAGAUGAGAUUGUGAUAAAAAUAAGAAAAAAAGGUGCUCCAUCUAUUCAAGACGUUGAAGUUCAGAUCGAAAAUAUUACAUUAGUACCUAAUUUUAAUUUGCCUAGGAGAGUUGAUGAAGUAAUAACUUUUUCUUCUCCUUCGAAAUCACCGAAACCAUUUUGA